UCUGCAUUCCUGUGCUCAACAACAUUUUCUCCUUCCAAAACAUGAAAUUUAGUUGUGACACAGUUCCUCUCGUGUAGGGGUGUGAUUAAUUGUAGAUUAAUUGAAAAAAGAGAGGAGGAGCAGCUGUGUUGAGGUGGUCCAGGUGAGGCAGUCCAAGCAGGAAACCAAGACGUGAAGGACCGAGUUCAGACUCCAAAUGACAGGCAGCUGAGAGAAGAGGAAGCAGACAUGGAAAGGCAGAACCGGGUCCAAACAGAAAAUAAAAGCAAGUUAUCAUAUAAAUCUCCUUCCAGUCAGAAUCAGAGGAUUCAAUUCAUCUCUGCACAUCAAGGAGACAGAAAUCCACUCAGGAAACCUCAGUUUGAUUUCUUCCUUCCUGAAAAAGAAACAAAGAGCUUAAGACGGACCAUGUCUGCCAACAGUGAAAACCUGCAGGUGGCGCUGUUGGGGUACACCAAAGGCACCCUCACAUACAUCCACAAGGUGAGGAAGUUCUGGGAGACGUCCACUAAGUGGACACGGUGCAGGGAGACUGAGGUGGACAAGCUGAGGGACAUCAAAGACAGAGCUGAGAAACUAGAGCCAAAUCUCAGAGACGUGACCCAUUCUGAGAACAAAGGAAAGGCCUUUCAGCAGUACAUGAAGAAGACAUUCAACAGUUCUUCUGUAGACAGACAGCGUGCAAAGCUGGAGCGCAAGCUGGCCAAGCUGCUGAAGGACGUCCUGCAGGGUCUAAAGGAGAUCAGCUCCUUCCUGGAGGCUGUGGAGAAACUAGCUUCCACCUCACUGGAGGUCUUCACAGAGAAUCAGCUGCUCCAUCUGCCCAGAGACGUCACACUGGAUUACGUUCAGGUCGUGGUCUUGGCUGCAAAAGUAGUCUGUCCUCUGGUGCUGGAGUUCAAGAUAGACAUGGAUCCAUUUUUCCUUCCGAGACUUCAGAAUGUGGAGGUCCUGGCGUACCAGCUGGAAAAAUACAUCCAGACCACUAGCAACAUCUGUGACAAGCUUGGGAAAAGUCGCUUCAGUGACUUUGACUUGGAAACGGAUGGAGAGACAGUGGUCGACCUGAGUGCUGGUUUACCUGAAGAAGACAUCCAGAGGAUGCUCGAUCACAUUAACCAGCUGGUCAACAUCAGAAACGAUCCACACUUCCGGAUGGCGUUCUUGUUUCAACAGGAAACAGGUGAACACUUUGUCACUGAGUUUAAGAACCGAAAGCCCAGGAUGCUGACGUUCCUGAAGGAUCUGGAGAAACCCGCCAUUCAGCUGGACAGGAUGAACAAGGGAGCGAGGAUUUCCACUGUGGCUGGUAGUUCAGUGGGGGCGGUUGGUGGCGUUCUGUCCAUCAUUGGCUUGGCAUUGAUACCUUUCACUGCCGGAGUGUCCCUGUCUCUGACUAUGGUCGGAGUCGGACUGGGAGUCACCAGCGGCGUCAACAGCAUCGUGACCACUGCCGCUGAAAUCGGAGUUAACAACACUCAACAGAAGAAAGCCAAAAACACCUUCCAGAGCUUUAUGGAGGAUGUACAGAGGAUCCAGGAUUGUGUGGAUGAAGCAAAAUGCCAAACAGACUCCAAACUGAGAGUCAACAUUGGAGAAGUGGGUAUGGGAGUGGUUAAGGUCCUCAGUAGGACCGCUGCUGUUGGGAUGGGCAUUGAUUCGAUGGCUGAUGCUACCUCUGCUAUAAAACUUUUAAAAAGUGAGCAGGCUGCAGCAGGUGCUGGUAAAAUGUUGACUCAGGAGGGGAGAGCUCUUAGUAGCAUUCCCAGAGUGGCCUCAGAUAUCCCUGAUCUUGGUCAGGCAGCAGCUAAAAGCUCUGUUGCUGUAACCAAAACAGCCCGAGCUGGUUUCAUCACACUCAACGCUCUCUUCCUGGGUAUGGACGUCUUCGUGAUCUACAAAACCAGCAUGGCUCUGGCCAAAGGCAGCGAGACUCAAGUGUCAAAGUUAAUCCGAGCCAGAGCGGCGCUGUGGAGCUCAGUGAUGGAUUCAUGGCAGAAGAUGUCCGACUCUCUGGUCCAAGGUUUGCCAACAUUGGAGGAGAAGAAGGCCAUCCUAGAGACGCCAUUUUAUCCCGAGACUGAGAUGAAGGAACAGAAAGAAACUGAAGAGGAGAGAAGUCUGAAGAGGAAGAAAAAACAUAAGAUGAGAUGUAACAAAGCAUUGUCUCCAAGAUUUUAAAUUUGAUUUGCAGAUGUUCACAUUACAUCUGUUUGAUGCAGUUAACCUAAUGAUCAUUUUAUGGCCUUCGGUCUUCUUGGCUGUCUGUUUUUGAACAUUUCAAGAUUCUUUUGAUUGAUUAUCAUCACUUUAUACAUCAGCCUUAGUAAAAUUCAGAAUAAAUUUGAUUCUAAAUGUACUUCAUUAUCCAAAUCGCUGUAGGUAAAAGUGACUGCAAAUGAUGUUGCACCUGGUGGUAUAUAAAUA
This is a messenger RNA of Salarias fasciatus (jewelled blenny), 2427 nucleotides long. RefSeq lists its product as uncharacterized. Gene Ontology annotation, cellular component: membrane; extracellular region. The record is from RefSeq and is a predicted model, not a curated record. Gene Ontology annotation, biological process: lipid transport; lipoprotein metabolic process. Gene Ontology annotation, molecular function: lipid binding. The coding region runs from base 229 to 2181 and encodes 650 amino acids. NCBI's taxonomy places the organism in Eukaryota, Metazoa, Chordata, Actinopteri, Blenniiformes, Blenniidae. The transcript is spliced from 5 exons.